AUGCACUUAUCAACUAAUCAUCCUGGAUUCUUUAAGGUAAUACAAUAUUCAUGGGUAGAGGAUUGUACAAGGAAUCCUGCUUUUUGUUUUCUCAGUAAAUUAAAAAGAUUAAAAAUUAUACUCAAAUUAUGGAACUGGGAGGUAUUUGGUGAUCUCAGAAUUAAAGUGAAAACUACUGAAGAGGAAGCACUAGGAGCUUAUUUGGAGUCUGAUGCCGACCCUGCGAAUAUUGAGUUACUCAACAAGUUAGUUACUAUAAGGAGGAAAAAUGAAUUGGCUUCUCAGCAAUACAAUGAAUUGAUGAGAGAAAAAUCUAGAGUUAAAUGGGUUAAAGAAGGUGGAGCUAAUACUUUUUUUCAUACAACUAUGAGAAUCAUGAAGGCUUAUAAUAAUAUUUCUGAAUUGGAAAAUACAGAGGUAUUUGAAGAAGAAUUAUUUGAUGAUAUACCCAAAGUAUUGAAUGAUGAAGAUAAUAUCUUUUUUGAUGCUAUUCCUUCUCAAGAUGAGAUUAAAAGUGCAGUUUUUGGAAUUGAUGCAAAUAGUGCCUUAGGGCCAGAUGGAUUUCCAGAUAGUUUUUAUAGAUUUGCUUGGGAUGUGGUGGGAAAUGAGCUGGUGGAGGCUAUUCAUUAUUGUUGGAAUAACAGAUUCAUACCAAAACGCUUUAAUUCUAAUUUUUUGUUCGUUCUUCCUAAAAUUCAAGGUGCCAAGAAAUCUGAACACUUUAGACCAAUUGGUCUGGAAAACUUUAACUUCAAAAUCAUUAUAAGAAUUAUAACUGCCAUAAUUAGUACUGUGAUUGGGAGAAUGGUAUCUAGUCAACAGGGAGCAUUCAUUAAAGGAAGAAAUAUACAUGAGAAGAUUAUGUUAGUAUCUAGUGAAUGA
Papaver somniferum (opium poppy) is the source of this 882-nucleotide messenger RNA. RefSeq lists its product as uncharacterized. Lineage: Eukaryota; Viridiplantae; Streptophyta; Magnoliopsida; Ranunculales; Papaveraceae. The transcript has 2 exons. Bases 1 to 882 code for a protein of 293 amino acids. The record is from RefSeq and is a predicted model, not a curated record.